GGCUCCGCCGAGAGGCAGUCCGGCCCGAGGCCCGAGAGGACCAAGAGCUCCGCGGCGCCCGAGGCUGGACCCGGGAAGGUCCGCGUGAAGAUCUGCCCGCGCCCGGCCGGGAGGAGCAACUAUCGCUUAGCCCACCUCAUCGCCGUGACCAGGAACAACCAGGGAGAAGACGGGCAGGCCGCGUACUGCCUCGCGGCCGUGCAGCUGAACAAGGGGUGCCCCGCGAAGCUGAUCCGGCUGGUGCCCGGCACCGGCCACUUCUGGGCCGAGGCCGGCGCCCCCGUCAACGGGCUCCCGGAGGAGAUGCGGCACAUCCAUAGCAAGCCCGAGAACGGCAUUCCCUGGGAGCCGCAGUGGCAGUUUCGGCCGUUCGUGGUGUCCUACGAGAAGGGCAGCCUGCCAGACGCCGUGACAGGCCCGCACAGGCACGACGACGUGGUGACGCGGAACCUGAAGUACGUCGAGCCGCUGGAGGACAACGACGAGCUCGACGAGCAGCUGUUCCGGAUAUCAACCGACCAGGUGGAGGAGGUGUGGCCGAGAUCUUGGUGGGCGACCAAAAAGAGCCUUCUGCCAGAAGCACCGGUGACUUCCCUGGCGGUGUUCAGAGGCCGCAUCACGUGGAUCGAGUGGAGACCGGGGGCAUCUCCUCGGCUUCACCUGCAGAUCGGGGACACCCUGAUACCGGAGGUGCCCUACGCCGCCCACCGGCUGCAGGGUGACAAGGGCUACGACGCGCUGUGCUGGCUCAAAGAGCACUGCGAGUGCAUGUUUCUCCUGGGCCUUUCGCGGACGUUCGCAAAGACCGGCAUCACGCCGCAAUGCCCCAUCCUGCUGCUGAGGGUCUUCCCGAUGUGAUUUACAUAGCUUGCGCACUGCCAGGUGCUGCCCGCAGCCUCAGUCUGGACCCAGUUCCAGGUCUAAUUUGGAGUGAUCCCGAUCCGAUUUUGUCCCGAUCUUCGUGUCGUUUUGCCAGCCCCGGGGUGUCUUCCAGCAGCUGUGCGCCCUGCCAGGGGGAGCGUGCCCGCGGUGCCCGGGCUCGUGGCGCCAUCGGCCGCCGGAGAGCCGAGCUGUGGCCCGCCACCCCCCGCUUGGGCGCCCCGCUCGUGGACGUCCCCGACUUGCGAGCUCGGCUCCGGGCGCACGGCCGUAGACCUCAAGGGGCGCCGCUCGCGAACGAAAAAGGCACGGGUCGGAGCGGACACCGUUGCUGUCGUGGCCAACGUGCCGCCUGCUAGCCCUUGGAGACCUGUCCACAGAGGCGCU
Messenger RNA from Prorocentrum cordatum, 1266 nucleotides. The record is from the annotation of a GenBank genome assembly. Lineage: Eukaryota; Dinophyceae; Prorocentrales; Prorocentraceae.